ACGAUCUCUCAAUCAGGAGCCCAUACAAGCAACGUGUUUUGCACCGUAGGGUUUCCUUCAUCCUCUCUCGCGAAGGAUUGCCGCAGCCUCACACCCCCUCCACCGCGCCGGCCUCCUCCACCACAAGUCUGUCCAGCUUGCUCAUGAGUCCAUGGUGAACUACCAUCAUUCCCCCCAAUGUCUACGUCACAAUCCCCGAUGGCCUCUACGGAUCAAUCUGCUAUCACUGUGGUACGAAGCGAGGAAGAAUCAAAUGGAAUAGACAACGGUGAUGAAGUACAGGAAAAAAAGAGCACACAGGCCACAGAUUGCGAAGUCGCAAAGGGAUUAACCAUCAAGGAAACAAGUGAAGAAAUGCAGCCAGCUCAAGACAAUGAAUUAGCACAAACAUUCGACACCGAAGGGGCAGAAACUGUAGGGGACAAGCUUGCAGAACUAAAUGGAAUACCCAACAAAGAUGAAGUGGAGAAAAAGAAGAGCACGCAGUCCACAGAUUCCAAGGAAUUAACCUUGAACGAAACAAGAGAACAAAUGCAGUUAGCUCAGGAUGAGGAAUUAGCACAAACAUUUGGCAUCGAAGGGGCAAACACUAUAGGGGACACAAUGAGAGAAUCAAAUGAAACAGCCGACAAAGAAGUGGAGAAAAUGCAAAGCACGCAGUCAAGUGAUUCAGAAGACUCCGAAGUGACAGAGGAAUUAACCUUCAAUGAAACAAGUGAACAAAUGGAUGCAGCUGAGGACAGAGAAUUAGAACUAACGUCUGGCAUGGAAGGGGCACAUGCAGGGAAGCCUAUCCGACUGCAUAACAAACCUAAGAAGGCACAAGACUAUGUGGUGGCUCCAGAAGGCACGGACAAAUCCUUCUAUGCCCUGCUUUUGCUACAUUUGUUUUCUUUGUCAUUAAUAAAUGUUGUUACUUACAUCAUGAUAGAUUACGCCUGCACCGGCGAUGAUUGGUCUGUGAUUGAAAAUAUCAUGUCUGAACCAAACGAUAAAAGAAAUUUAGUGAGCAUUGAUGACUCACAUCUCCAAAGAAAACAAUUACAACGUCUAUUACUCCCAGAAGAAUUUGUUGGCGACGAAAUCAUAGACGCAUACAUACAUUGCAUAAGUGCUAAAGAGCAUCUACAGAUGAGGUCAGGUGGAAGUGUGUUCUUAGAGAGUGCAUGCAUCUCUAAGAUGAUAAAGGAAUUUAGCUCUAUACGGGAUGAGGCACCAAGAUGGGUAUUAAACAGAGCUACAACUUAUUUGGAACAUGAUAUGAUAUUCAUUCCAGUGAACAUUGAACACUUCCAUUGGUACCUAGCAGUUAUAAAUACCGGGCAGCGAUGCAUCCAGGUGCUCGACUCGCUAGGCCCAGGAAUGAGCCGCAAAGACCUUACCGCUAUGCUCAAAGGACUGGAAAAUGUAUUUGAAUAUGCAUCGCUUCAAAUGGAACUAAAAACUGAUAAGUGGAAAGACUUAAACAUCUCAACAUGGCGAAGGGAAGAGUGUAUUAAGAGCAAACUGCAAAGAGAUGGGUCAUCUUGUGGUCUGUGGAUGAUAAAUUUUAUGGAGUACUUCACAGGAUAUAUUUUGUCUGACAUUCCUACACAGGAACAUAUGACAGAUUUUAGAACAAAACUAGCUGUCAUCUUAGUGGACUCGGAAUUGAAUGAUGAUAAUAUAAGAAAUCGAGACAUGGAAGAUGACGAAAACAACACAGAUCCCACGGAAUGUAUGAUUCUGGAUAGACCUCCUGAGAAUUUCAAAACAUCAAAUACAUCUGAAGAAGUCGAGCUCAUCUCACAGUCAUUUAUCCUUUCACCGUAUGUCAAAACAACAAACGAUGAUUUAAUAGAUGAACUGUGCUUGUUCAUCGGUAUGGUUGAUGAUGUCGCUCUACUAGAGAGCGAAUGGGUGAAAAGCUCUGAUCCAUACCCUAUUAGCUUAAAUUUGAGACAAAUAAAAAACAUAUUGAACAACGAUGAAUACAUGGAUAUCCAUUGCUUUAAUAUGGCUGUGCGGAUACUAGCGCGGCACGAAGUCCAGCUUCUCAGAGACAUUCCAUCUCACUAUAUGGAUCUGAACUUUUGUUCGAUGUUCCACUAUGCACGAGACUCAAGUCAUCGUGAGAAUAUGGAAAUUGCUACAUUGAGACAGUUGUUUCAUAGCUGGCCUGACAGUAAUGAUUACCAUAUCUCACAAUGUGAUGUGAUUUUAUUGCCUUGGUAUAUGUUUGGACUAUUUCUAUUGUUUGUGUUGGAUCAAAAUAAAAAGGUUGUUUCAAUUUUCGAUCCGUUGCCAAUACCUACUCUGGGGAAUAAUGUACUUAAAAUUGUGGCUGAGAACCUAAACCGUGCACUAGAAGUUGCAAACCCUGCAUUCAAGGAUGAUAUCUCUAAAUGGGAAUGCUUAGUUCCUGUUGCUCCAACUAACUCACAUUGUGCCCUGUCCGGUUAUUUGGUUUUUAAUUACAUGCACUCAUUGUGUGAUGGAAAACUAUAUUUUCCCAUACCCAAGGAUGGAUUUCAGCUGAGGAAGCAAUUUUUGGUGCAUAUUUUAAAGUACGAAGAGAAUGAAGCUCAAAACAACAUCCCAUACAUUGAACGAAGCAUCAUUGAUCGCAUCUAUAGAUGGACCUUCAUUGCUUCAAAAGAUGGACCUUCAAGACAUGCUUAGUUGGGGUUUUUAAAAUAUAUUUUUUUGUAUAAGAACUCACUAAAUAAAAAUUAGAUCCAGAAUAGAUGUUUUUACUAUAGACUAUGAUGCAUGGGUUGGAUCAGAAAUAUGUCACACUUCCUGAAAAUACAAUUUGAGUGACAUGAUAACAUUGUUUGAAAUUUUAACUAA
This is a messenger RNA of Triticum aestivum (bread wheat), 2832 nucleotides long. RefSeq lists its product as uncharacterized. Gene Ontology annotation, biological process: protein desumoylation; proteolysis. The transcript has 15 exons. Gene Ontology annotation, cellular component: nucleus. NCBI's taxonomy places the organism in Eukaryota, Viridiplantae, Streptophyta, Magnoliopsida, Poales, Poaceae. The record is from RefSeq and is a predicted model, not a curated record. Gene Ontology annotation, molecular function: deSUMOylase activity. Bases 178 to 2661 code for a protein of 827 amino acids.